Acanthocheilonema viteae is the source of this 1521-nucleotide messenger RNA. The record is from the annotation of a GenBank genome assembly. Lineage: Eukaryota; Metazoa; Nematoda; Chromadorea; Rhabditida; Onchocercidae.
AUGGAAACUACAGCACCUCAGGGAGCAAAACUUUCGAUGGAGUUAUCAAAACUCGAUGAAGAAUUAGAAAGAAUCGAAAGUGAUAUAUGUUUGUUGAGAAAGCGAAAGCGUGCAUUACUGGAAAGGAAAGCACAGAUUGAAAAGCGUAUAGUUGAGCGAAAUGUAGAGAAUGAAAAUUCAUCUAAAAUUUGGGAUUCAGACGAUUUUCAAUGGAUGAAGGAAUGUCGCCGUGUAUUGCAUGACAUUUUUAAAUUGAGUGACUUUCGUCCUCUGCAAAGAGCUGUUAUCAAUGCAGUGCUGUCGAAGGAAGAUUGUUUGGUGGUGAUGAGUACUGGAAGUGGGAAAAGUCUUUGUUACCAGUUGCCAGCUAUUGUUAUGAAGGGUAUUGUAAUGGUUGUGUCACCUUUGGUAGCCCUUAUUGAAGAUCAGUUGCAUCAGUUAAAAAAGUUAGGCAUUGAUGCAGCAACACUCAAUCAGUCGACCGCGAAAGAGGAGAUAAGUCGAGUGCAAGCAGCACUUAUUGAUCCAAAGGCUUCGCUAUGCUUACUCUAUGUCACUCCGGAAAAAUUGGCAAAAAGUAAACGGAUUAUGAACCGUUUGGAAAAAUGUAAUGAAAUGAAACGAUUAAAGUUGAUUGCAGUUGAUGAAGUACACUGCUGCUCACAAUGGGGACAUGAUUUUCGACCAGACUUUAAAUUCCUUAAUGUUUUGAAGCGUCAAUUUCAAGCUGUGCCAUUGAUCGGGCUGACUGCUACGGCUACUGCUGAUGUUAUUAGUGAUGUGAAAAACAUGCUGGGCAUUCCAGCAGCUGUGGUAUUCCGCGCUGGUUUCAAUCGGCCAAAUUUACAUUACAGUGUUUGUCAAAAACCAUCAUCAGAUGUUGAAUUUGUGGAUAUUUUGGCGAAGUUAAUUAAAACUCGAUUUGCGGAGCUUAGUGGAAUUAUUUAUUGCUUUUCGCGUAAAGAGUGUGAGGAACUUACAAAAUCAUUGCGUGCAAAAGGUAUAAAGGCGUUAUAUUAUCACGCUUUUCUGGAUGCUAAUAAAAGGUACAUUACUCAUGAAAAAUGGCUGAAUGGAGAAAUUAACGUCAUUAUAGCAACAGUAGCUUUUGGUAUGGGGAUUGAUAAACCUGAUGUUCGGUAUGUCAUACAUCAUUCUUUACCUAAGUCACUGGAGAACUAUUAUCAGGAAAGUGGGCGUGUUGGACGAGAUGGUAGUGAGGCGUAUUGUAUCUUAUUUUAUCGUUUAAAUGAUCUCUUUCGGCAGAGUACGAUGGUUUGCACGGAAAAAACUGGUGUGCGCAAUUUAUAUUCAGUAUUAUCUUACUGUACUCAGGCAUCGGAAUGUCGACGGUCAGUAAUAGCUGAGCAUUUCAAUGUGGAAUGGAAUCCAUCACUGUGUUCCAAGAUGUGUGAUAUAUGUUCUCAAAUUAAUAAUAUUGAAUGUGUGGAUGUGACCGAUCAUUGGCGAGUGAUGCUGGAAGUGUUGAAAAAUGUUAAACAAGUCGCAGUAACAACCUAA